AUGAAAGACCUCCCCCCUACAAUUGUCACACAGCUCCAGUCGUAUCCUCCUGGAGCACAGAUACAACGCCUGGUCCACAUCGGCGACUCGCACAAACCGCUGCGGCAACAAUGUCUUGAAAAGGCCUUGGCAAUCUGUCGUCAGUCCACUCGACAAGUUGAGGCCUAUGAACGUAUUCUUAAACGGCUCGACAAACUACUGAAAGGAGCUGCCCCGAGUGAGGACCGAGAGUGGAUCGACCGGACGCGUGCUGAGAACGCGGAACAGGUGGAUGAACUGAAAUCGCACAGAUCCCAGGCCAAAUUUGACGCCCUCAUCGCACUCUAUUUGUCGCUGGGCCGGUUCCAGGAGGCAAGAAAGGCGUGUGCUGCUCGUCGCGACAACAACAACGACUGGGAACACUCGCUGCAUCUGCGAGUGAUGGAGGCGCGGUCGCAGUUUCUGGAUGGAGAAAAGGUGACUACGAUCCACAAAGUUCUGGAUUCGCGAGACGAGCUGAAACCCCUGGAUCUCAACCUGGCGCUGUUGCUGGCAGCUCUGCAUGAGCUACAGGCGACAACGACCAUGUCCAGCCACUCAGGGGGCCCUGCCACCGUCACAAUUGCACCGUCUGCUUUUGCAAAGGCUGUAGAGUACUUUUUGGACAUGGACUUUGAGUACCUAAAACACUACGACGAUGUGGCUUUGGGGCGAGAUGUCGGCAGAUAUAUUGCCGUGUGUGCCCUCGUAUCCUUUUCCCGUGCCCAGCUGUCGACUCUGGUGAAUCAGAAUUUUGGUUUUUCUGAGCUCGUUGGCGCCGAUUCUGACAUUAUGAAAAUGCUCCAGAGCUUUCUGGAUUCAGAGUUUCUGCAGUUUUUCAAGCUGUGGAAUGUUCUUGUGGGCGAGCUGCCGUUUGAUCUGGUCUUUUCUGAUAUCGUUAGCUCUGUGGAUAGCCUUCUACGUGAACGGGCUCUGAUUCAGGCCAUUUUUCCAUACACGCAAUUCCGGCUGGACGAGCUGGCUCAGUCGUUUGAUAUGGAGCCCGAUGAGCUGGAGACGCUGUUGCGGCAGAUGAUUGUAGCCCUGGAUCUCAAGCUCAAGAUUGACAAGAUUGACGGCACUGUGACGGCAUACCAGAGCGAUGGGUACUCGCAGCUGAAGCAGAACAAGAUGUUGGCCAAGGCGUAUGUGAGGAGUGCUAAGAUGGCCAUGUUGGCCCUAGACAAAUGA
This is a messenger RNA of Yarrowia lipolytica CLIB122, 1209 nucleotides long. RefSeq lists its product as uncharacterized. Gene Ontology annotation, cellular component: COP9 signalosome. The record is from RefSeq and is a predicted model, not a curated record. NCBI's taxonomy places the organism in Eukaryota, Fungi, Ascomycota, Dipodascomycetes, Dipodascales.